AGAGAGAUCAGUGUCUCCGAUGGAGUUUAAAGAGCUGUGAUGGGUUUUUGCAGUUGUUGGGCAAUGUUUGGAGUAUGACCCUGGGAGGGAUAGUCACUGCCUACUCUCUCUCUCUCUGAAUCCCGUGACUGUCACAAGCUGCAGAGUCUCUCUGCGCUGAAACCCAGCUCUCUCUCUUUCAGUGUGAGUCUGAGAGUGCAGGCAGUUCUCACAAACAUGCCUGAGGGUCUCAUCACUUCCAGGUCAAUCCAGAAUGUACACACUGGAAUAGACUUGGCAGUCCCAGAGUACCAGGAGAUCCAUGGCAAACUGAUGUCAGGCCAUGUGGAGUAUCAAAUUGUUGUUGUCACUCAAUUGGCCUCCUUCAAGUCUGCAAGGCACAAACCCAAAGAUGUUGUUCAGUUAGUGGUAUCCAAGAAGUACAGUGAGAUUGAUGAUUUGUAUCAAAAGCUGAUCACCCAGUAUCCAAAGGCAAAACUGCCCCCCAUGCCUAGAAAAGUUUUAUUCGUGGCAGACGCUGAUAUAAGGGAAAGAAGAGUGAUUUUUGAUGAAAUCUUCAGAUUCAUUGCGAAGGACACAACUCUCGCAUCGAGCCCUGAGUUGUUGGAGUUUUUAGGAGCAAAAACGAAAGACCUUGGUGAUUUGAAAUUUAAAACUCAAAAUUCUAUGGAUGAGGAACUGCAAGAAGACGGGGACGACUCUGGAGAUUUCUUCAAUCAAGAGACCUCUGAAGAUAUUGGUGUGCUGAGGUCAUCAAAAACUCUUAUGCCUGCUGUGGAGAAGACUGAAGAAAUUUCUGAUCCGCUGGGUGUUGUGAGCUACAGAUUGAAGAAAACUGAGGCCUCGAACCAGGAAACUAAACCGAACCUGACACUUUUUGAUGAGGAAGUGGAUGCUGAUGCUGGGCUUUUUGAACCAGUGAAAAGUUUCACCAACCCAGCCACAAAGAAAUCCUUUCUGAACGCUGCUGCUUUCAGAUUAUUUGAGGACCCAGACUUGGGAGGAAUUGUCCAAGCAGGUGACCCUUUAUUACUUCCAGCUGCUUUUGAUCUUCACGUUGGUGCUACAAAUGUCAACUUUGAUGAAAGCACUGAAGAACUAUUCAGGGUUGAAGAUGACUUGGAGAAGUUAUUGAAGCUAAGUUCCAGCAAUAAAGACAAGCCAACUGUGCCCGCCAAACCAACUGUGCCCGCCAAACCAACUGUGCCCGCCAAACCAACUGUGCCCGCCAAACCAACUGUGCCCGCUAAACCAACUGUGCCCAAAAAACCAGCGUUGUCCUCUGAAAUGAGGAGCAAUCCCGCAACAGAACACCGUUCCUUUAAAAACACGGCAGCUGACAUGGAUGAACUGGAUAUUCUGAAAUACAUUCAAGAGAAUGAGAAAUUGAAUAGUGACUCAUUUGAUCUCUUUUGAAAGGACUCUCCAGCAAUAUCUCACAAAUGCUUUAAGUAGUAACCUCCGUGACCUACCAGCAAUUCAUCGUACGGUCCAAUUGCACUCAUGGAUGGAAGAGACAAUUAAAAUAGCCACUUUCAUGUUUCUGAGGCAAAGAAGCAACAUAUUCAAGUUGCUGAAACUUCUGAAUUAGAAAAUUCCUGCCCAUAGUUAAGUGAAAAUUAAGAAAUUAAAUCAGUGAAAAUUAAUCAGAAAAUUAGCAGCAAGAUAGCUACAGUUUUUGAUUCUCUCCCAUCCAAGGUCAUGGUAGCCAGAUAAAUGCAUUGCCCUAUAUAUGUAGUGAGAAUCGGUUUAUCAGGAUUGUAAAUCUCAAAGAAGAAAACUGUGACAUACACCAAUGAUUCACGAACAAAAUAUUUGAACUAUCAGGUCAUGCCUUUCUUUCUUUGUCUUACAAGAAAGAAAUUCCUGGUGGCAUAUAGCCUUACAAAUUAAGGCCUUAUGGAAAUUCAAAAAUAAAGGCCUUGAAAAAUA
Hemiscyllium ocellatum (epaulette shark) is the source of this 1932-nucleotide messenger RNA. It is a transcript of the gene hs1bp3, whose product is annotated as HCLS1 binding protein 3. Bases 217 to 1416 code for a protein of 399 amino acids. Gene Ontology annotation, molecular function: phosphatidylinositol binding. The record is from RefSeq and is a predicted model, not a curated record. The transcript is spliced from 7 exons. NCBI's taxonomy places the organism in Eukaryota, Metazoa, Chordata, Chondrichthyes, Orectolobiformes, Hemiscylliidae.